UUCGGCUUCAAAAACCCAGCCUUCCAGCCUCCGCCCGCCGCCCCGCCCGCAAGAGACAAGCACACGCACCGCCAGCGCAAGAACUCGGGAAAGGGACCUGUCGAAAAGCAACGCCCUUUUCCUUGUCUUCUUCUCGGUUUCCUUGGUGCUCCCGGCGAUCCCCUCCAAAGUCCAACCACGCCGCUCUAGAUCUCUCCGACGUGCUCUGCCACUUGGUUUCUCCGAGCUUGUUGGGAGUCCAGGUGCCAGAGAACCAGGGGCCAGGGCUAUAAGAGGGGGAACCAACUCCAUCUCCCCCUGGUGCUGGUGCCGCAUUGAGUUCUUGAGAAUGGCUGGGGUUCUUUCUCACCAUGCGCUGGCAUCUUCGCAAUCCCACUGGUGCAGUGCAAAGAACUAUAGAUUCGAAAAGAGGACGGGCAGUGCCCGCUUGGUUUAUGUAAAGGGAAGUUGUGGUUCAGGCAGCCGAAAACUGGGUUUGGUUUGGGCCUCGAGCUCGCAGCAGUCUUCUGUCAUGGAGCCGAUGCACCUACCAUCGGAUGGCAACAGUGGCCACACCCCAAAGAAAUCAAGUGAAAGCGCUCUUAUAUUGAUUCGGCAUGGUGAAUCCCUGUGGAAUGAGAAAAAUCUGUUUACUGGCUGUGUUGAUGUACCCCUGACACCAAAGGGUGUUGAGGAGGCCAUUGAGGCAGGUAAAAGGAUAUGCAAUAUCCCAAUCGAUGUAAUAUAUACUUCAUCACUGAUUCGUGCUCAGAUGACCGCAAUGCUUGCCAUGAUGCAGCAUCGGCGCAAGAAGAUCCCAGUUAUCAUGCAUAAUGAGAGUGAACAAGCUCACAGGUGGAGUCAGAUAUACAGUGAGGAGACAAGGAAACACUCCAUUCCAGUCAUAACAGCUUGGCAAUUGAAUGAAAGAAUGUAUGGUGAGUUACAAGGCCUUAAUAAGCAAGAAACUGCAGAUCGGUUUGGCAAAGAACAAGUUCAUGAGUGGCGCCGCAGUUAUGAUAUCCCUCCCCCAAAUGGAGAAAGCCUAGAGAUGUGUGCUGAGAGAGCUGUUGCUUAUUUCAAAGAUCAGAUUGUUCCACAACUUGUGGCUGGUAAACAUGUGAUGGUUGCUGCACAUGGGAAUUCACUUCGUUCAAUUAUAAUGCAUCUGGACAAACUAACUUCUCAAGAGGUAAUAAGCCUUGAGCUGUCUACUGGCAUUCCCAUGCUUUACAUAUUCAAGGAAGGAAAGUUUAUUCGCCGUGGCAGCCCGGUAGGACCUUCAGAGGCCAGUGUUUAUGCUUAUACCAGGACCUUGGCUAAAUACAGACAGAAGCUUGAUAGUAUGGUUCAGUAAAAGACACUCCACUUGGAUCAUGGCUCGAUAUUUCUUUGUCGACCAUGUCUGCUUUUUUGGAGAAAUGGUUAAUUAAGGUCCUGUUCGCUUGAGCUUAUCUAUUAGCCAUUCAGUAAUGUUUUUCUCUCACAACAAAUUAGCGAACAAUAUCUUUUCAGUCAUGGCUUUUCUACCAAGGGAACAAACUGUAAACAAAUUCUUGGCAUGAGAAGCAUUUAUGACUGGGACGAAAUUCAUCAAUUGGAGUUUCUUUUGUAAACAAACAUGUGCAAUGACUUUAGUAUGGGGUAGAAGUAGCAUCAUAUGUUGUAUAUUUAGUUGAAUUUGUUGAGGAGAAUGAUAUACAUUUGUUUUCCUUUUUUUACCUCA
Sorghum bicolor (sorghum) is the source of this 1705-nucleotide messenger RNA. Its product is annotated as 2,3-bisphosphoglycerate-dependent phosphoglycerate mutase. Bases 329 to 1336 code for a protein of 335 amino acids. The transcript is spliced from 9 exons. NCBI's taxonomy places the organism in Eukaryota, Viridiplantae, Streptophyta, Magnoliopsida, Poales, Poaceae. The record is from RefSeq and is a predicted model, not a curated record. Gene Ontology annotation, molecular function: intramolecular phosphotransferase activity. Gene Ontology annotation, biological process: glycolytic process.